AUGGUGGGUAGGAUUGGGGAUACACCCAUCAUUGGUGCAGAAACAUACGCAAACAACGUCUGUGCAAUUUCUGCUACUGGCAAGGGUGAAGCAAUAAUACGAGCUACUGCUGCGAGGGAUGUUGCUGCUCUUAUGGAAUUUAUAGGUCUCUUUCUGAAGGAAGCAGCAACUCAUAUUGUAGAGGAGUGCGUUCCAAGAGGCACUGUUGGGUUGGUUGCUGUGUCUUCCACAGGGGAAAUCACCAUGCCUCUCAAUACCACAUGUAUGUUUCGAGCUUGUGCUACUGAAGAUGGGUAUUCAGAAAUUGGAAUAUGGAAUUCUGAGGAAAAAAAUUAA
This is a messenger RNA of Pistacia vera, 336 nucleotides long. Its product is annotated as isoaspartyl peptidase/L-asparaginase-like. Bases 1 to 336 code for a protein of 111 amino acids. The transcript has a single exon. Gene Ontology annotation, molecular function: hydrolase activity. Lineage: Eukaryota; Viridiplantae; Streptophyta; Magnoliopsida; Sapindales; Anacardiaceae. The record is from RefSeq and is a predicted model, not a curated record.